Messenger RNA from Dentiscutata erythropus, 1602 nucleotides. NCBI's taxonomy places the organism in Eukaryota, Fungi, Glomeromycota, Glomeromycetes, Diversisporales, Gigasporaceae. The record is from the annotation of a GenBank genome assembly.
AUGCAAGGUUUACACAUUCUGGCAGCAAUAUGCGUUCUUGCACUAGCUACCUAUAUUAUUAUCCUUCCAGUUUGGGUUGUUUAUAAUGGUAAAAUCGUAACAGAUAUUCUAGUUGCUAGCUUCUUUAAACCAAAAUAUAAUCCUGCUACAUCGACAUUUGAAUGUAAUGAAGCUAAAUAUUAUGGAGAAGUAUCUCAUACUACCUUCCUUGAACAAAUAUCAGGGUUUGGUUCGAUUGCAGGAUUAAUUUUUAACAUAGCUGUUUAUGGUGCAACCUCUAAAUUAGAAGAAACUGGUGUUCAAACAAUUUCUGCAGUUAUUAAUUUAGAAAUGUUGAACAUUUCCAUGGAUUUAUUAUAUUUCAUUUUUUCUUUUAUUUCAAUUAUUACUAAUUUUGGAAUUCUUAAAUGGGAAAAAUUACAAAAAAAUUCUUUUUUAUCUAAACCUAAAAAUUUUAUUCAUAAAAAAAUUUUCUUUUUUACUAUUUUCUUUUCCAUAACCGAAUGUUUUUUUGAAUACGCUUUUUAUUGUACUCCUAAAAAUGUUGAUACAAUUUUUUUCUUUAUUUUAACCACUGUUUUAACCCGUUCAAUUGCUUCAUUCUUUUCUAAUGAUAAAGAACUUAAAGUUAAAAAUAUUAUGAUUUAUGGAAAUAAAUAUAAAGGAAGUACCGACAGAAAGAAUAAGAAUACUAUUGAUAGGCGUGAAUUUGUCUUUUUAAGACUUGAUGGAGAGGAACAAAUUCGUAAAUUUAUCGGUCAAGCAAGACUUUAUUUAAAAGUCUAUCGCGAAAAUGACAAUAAGAACAAAAAUCCUGAUAUGAAGGAUGAAGAAGAUAUUAUUGAUGAUGACGAUCAGAACAUGAAAAACGACGUAAAGAUUAUUGAACAAAUUAAAGAGUAUUAUGUAUACGAAAGAUAUAAAGAUGUUAGAAGAUUUUACCAAAAUAAGCUCUUAGAUCCUGAAGAUAAUAAAAAAGAUUAUAACAAUUCUGAUGAAGAUAUUGAAAAAGAUUAUAAAAUUUCUGAUAAAGAUUCUGAUGAAGUUUCUAAAAAAGAUUCAAAGAAAGAAUAUUUGUUUAUUAAAAAACAUAAAUAUAGGUCUAUUAUUGAAAAAAUUAUAGCCGAGAAUAAUGAACCUAUCUUAAAAUAUCAAAAAGGUCUUAAUAUUCCAGGAAUUCCAAUUAUAGCUAAAGAGAUCUUUAGAAAUGCUGUAUCUUUUGUUAAUGUUCUUGAAAUGGGUUUAUUUCAUUAUAUUACUUAUUCGCAUCGGUCACGAAAAAAGUUUAAAAAAUAUAAGGCUGAACGAGUUAAAAAACUUUUUAUUAAUGCUGAUGUUAAGAAGAUUGCUCAUUAUAAAAAUCAAGAUGACAUCAAUAUUGAUUUUUUAAUGAAUCAUGAUGAAGGAUCAAAAAAUACCGAGAUGAAUCUAAUAAAAAUUGAUUUCAUUGAAGCAAGUGGUAAAUGGUUUAUAAUUCCUGAGCUUUUGGAAUUUUUUUAUGAUAGUAAAAAAGAAAAUUAUGGCCAGAAAUUAAGAGAAGAAUUCGAAUUUUGUGAAAUCAUAGAAGAGGUAUUAAAUGAUUCUUCUAAAAGUGAUCAAUAA